Molecule: messenger RNA, 2681 nt
Organism: Spea bombifrons (plains spadefoot toad)
Lineage: Eukaryota; Metazoa; Chordata; Amphibia; Anura; Pelobatidae
Gene: NFIC
Product: nuclear factor I C
Exons: 11
Coding region: 409-1911 (500 amino acids)
Biological process (GO): regulation of transcription by RNA polymerase II
Cellular component (GO): nucleus
Molecular function (GO): RNA polymerase II cis-regulatory region sequence-specific DNA binding; DNA-binding transcription factor activity, RNA polymerase II-specific
Source: RefSeq, a predicted model, not a curated record
UGUGUCAGACAUCCAACACAAGGGGAUGAGUGCUGAUCCCAUCACUAGUUAUGCGGAAGAUGAGUGAAUUGGAAGGACUUGUACAUUUUAAGGAAGCUUUUAUUUAGCCACCUCCACCCAUAGCCUGGUAAUUCCCUAGCUGAAGCAGUGGGGAGGGCAGCGCAGGAUCACACACUAUGUUACUCAGCAUUUCAUUCACAGCACCAGGGAGAGGAGGCAGAGGCAUGUAGGCAGAGGAGGCAGAGGCAUGGGGGUCCCGCAGUAACCUCUGACACAGAUCACAAGGAGGCUCAGGCGGGAUUCCUUUCCUCUGUACGACAAGGAUGAGCCUAGGAGAACCAUGUGGACCUUCCAAUCCGACCGCCGUGUCCCCAGCUUAGUUUGGUAGAAGGCACUGUGAUCAGCAUCAUGGAUGAGUUUCACCCGUUUAUUGAAGCUCUGCUCCCUCACGUUCGAGCCUUUGCAUACACAUGGUUCAACCUUCAGGCAAGGAAACGGAAAUACUUCAAAAAGCAUGAAAAGAAGAUGACCAAGGAUGAGGAGCAAGGGGUAAAAGAUGAGCUGCUGAACGAGAAGCCUGAAGUCAAGCAGAAGUGGGCGUCACGCCUUCUAGCAAAACUACGCAAGGAUAUCAGGCCAGAGUUCCGUGAGGACUUUGUACUGUCCAUAACUGGAAAGAAAGCAGCCAGCUGUGUCCUCUCCAAUCCUGACCAAAAAGGAAAGAUGAGGAGAAUUGACUGCUUGCGACAGGCGGAUAAAGUGUGGAGAUUGGACCUAGUGAUGGUCAUCCUGUUCAAAGGAAUUCCAUUGGAGAGCACAGAUGGGGAGAGAUUGGUGAAGGCCGCCCACUGCUCCAACCCUCAACUAUGUGUGCAACCACACCACAUCAGCGUAUCUGUCAAAGAGCUAGACCUUUACUUGGCUUACUUCAUCCGAGAAAGAGACUCUGAACAGGACAGCAGCCCUCGCACAGCUAUUGGUUCAGACCUUGAAGACACUAAACCUAUCAAUUUGGAUAUGACAGAUUUCCAGGAGAGUUUUGUCACCUCUGGCGUUUUCAGCGUCACAGAAUUAAUUCAAGUAUCUAGAACUCCAGUUGUCUCUGGUGCAGGUCCCAAUUUUUCUCUGGGAGAGCUACAGGGGCACCUGGCAUAUGAUUUAAACCCUUCGGGAACUGGAAUGCGAAGGACUCUGCCCAGCACAUCGUCUAGCGGGAGUAAGCGACACAAGUCUGGCUCUCUGGAGGAUGACAUUGACACCAGCCCCGGGGGAGAGUUUUAUACGUCACCUUCUUCUCCGACUGGGAGCAGUCGAAAUUGGACUGAGGACAUGGAGGGAGGUAUGUCACCUACAGUGAAGAAGUCCGAAAUGGACAAAUCCCCGUUUCACAGCCCAUCCCCUCAAGAUACAUCUCCAAGAAUCAGCGGCUUCACCCAACAUCACCGGCCAGUCAUAGCUGUGCACAGUGGCCUUGCCCGUAGUCCUCACACUUCUACUACAUUACACUUCCCUACUUCCUCCCUUAUUCCUCAAGCUGCCUCCACCUACUUUCCCCAUACAGCCAUUCGCUAUCCCCCUCACCUCAAUCCACAGGACCCACUGAAAGAUUUGGUGUCCCUUGCCUGUGACCCUUCCAACCAGCAGCCUAGUCCGCUGAAUGGGGGUGGCCAGGUGAAAGUUUCAAGUCACUAUAUCUCAACUCAGAUGUUGGCCCCACCCCCACCAGGCAUGCCUCGUCUAUCGUUACCCUCCGACACCAAAUCUACCACUGCAUCAGACGGGGGCACAUCCUCACCCACAUCUCCAACAUAUUCCGGUCCUGGCACGCCUCCUGCCAACCGAUCCUUUGUGGGACUUGGCCCCCGCGACCCUGGGAGUCUCUAUCAGGCACAAUCAUGGUACCUUGGAUAGUGACCUGAGCCACUGGAGUCAACAGGCAGAAGUUGAAGAUCCUUGUUCAGGUUCAAGUCCACAGGCAACACAGAGGAAAAAAAAAACUUUCUAAAUAAGGCAUUUGAAAAGAGGAAAUAUAAUUUCAUUUUUUUUUCUAAAAAAAAACAAACAAAAAAAGGAAAUAAGAAGAAAGCCAGUGAUAUCCUAUAGAGCAACAAAAGAAAGAAGCGGGUCAUGAGAGAAGAUCCUUAAAAUGUUUUUGGGGCCCUGAACUUCAAACAAAAAAAAAUGGGGGAAAUACUGCGUUACUCUCCCCCAAACCUUUGUAUGGCUUCAAUUUCUGCUUGAAAGACAAUAUAAGCAAAAGAAUAUAUAUAUAAGUAUAUACACAUACAUUAAUUUGAUUUUAAUCACUUUUAUUAUCUUCAGUCCUUCUACAAAGUGGUUCAUUACUGGCCACCAAGAAGGAAGAUGAGGAAGGAAAUGUCUUCUUCCUUUGAUUAUAUGUUACUCCUAUUUUGUAAGUACAUGAUAUACAUUCACAGGACUUUUUUUUUUGCCCCUCCUGCUCCUCAAAAGAUGAUUUGACCUGUUUCUGGCUGAAGGAUUUUGUCUGAUAGCAGCUUUGGCAGCUUUGAAUUUAGGGAAGAACUGGGUGUUUGCUUAAUGCACAGGCCAUGGGUCAUAACAGAGCAACAGAUUUUUGUUCUUGCACCUUAAGCCUUGUAGAAAAAUGCAGGGCCUUGUCUUUGUCUCUUCUCAUAGUAUAUAUGUGUAUGUAUGUAUAU